This is a messenger RNA of Gorilla gorilla gorilla (western lowland gorilla), 5672 nucleotides long. It is a transcript of the gene TADA2A, whose product is annotated as transcriptional adaptor 2A. The record is from RefSeq and is a predicted model, not a curated record. The coding region runs from base 449 to 1780 and encodes 443 amino acids. The transcript is spliced from 16 exons. Gene Ontology annotation, molecular function: zinc ion binding; transcription coactivator activity; chromatin binding. Gene Ontology annotation, biological process: chromatin remodeling; regulation of transcription by RNA polymerase II. Gene Ontology annotation, cellular component: SAGA-type complex; nucleus. Lineage: Eukaryota; Metazoa; Chordata; Mammalia; Primates; Hominidae.
GGAGGGUGGUGUGGGGCCGGGCCUGACCCCGGGGGACCGCCCCGCGUCUGGGCGGUGCCCCAGUGCCCCGGCCUCGCCAUUUCCCGCUCAGCCCUGGAGCGCGUAGCUCUACCAAGAAUGGCCACUGUGCCUGAUGCCCCUGACCAGCGUUGCCCAUUUGAAUUUCCUAGCAGGCCCCCCAAAGUAGGUAUUUCGGUACCCUGUUAGAGCUGAGGCGCAGGUAAAAUGACUAGCCCAGGCCGGUCCCACCCCGUAAGGAUUUGAACGUUGGCUCCACAACUCGGGAGCCUGCGCCUUUCCUCCUCCCAACGUGGACUCCUGCCCGGCGAAGUGCCUCACUUCCUUCUCCCGGGAGUCAUCAAGCUUUGGUGUAUGUGUUGGCCGGUUCUGAAGUCUUGAAGAAGCUCUGCUGAGGAAGACCAAAGCAGCACUCGUUGCCAAUUAGGGAAUGGACCGUUUGGGUUCCUUUAGCAAUGAUCCCUCUGAUAAGCCACCUUGCCGAGGCUGCUCCUCCUACCUCAUGGAGCCUUAUAUCAAGUGUGCUGAAUGUGGGCCACCUGCUUUUUUCCUCUGCUUGCAGUGUUUCACUCGAGGCUUUGAGUACAAGAAACAUCAAAGCGAUCAUACUUAUGAAAUAAUGACUUCAGAUUUUCCUGUCCUUGAUCCCAGCUGGACUGCUCAAGAAGAAAUGGCCCUUUUAGAAGCUGUGAUGGACUGUGGCUUUGGAAAUUGGCAGGAUGUAGCCAAUCAAAUGUGCACCAAGACCAAGGAGGAGUGUGAGAAGCACUAUAUGAAGCAUUUCAUCAAUAACCCUCUGUUUGCAUCUACCCUGCUGAACCUGAAACAAGCAGAGGAAGCAAAAACUGCUGACACAGCCAUUCCAUUUCACUCUACAGAUGACCCUCCCCGACCUACCUUUGACUCCUUGCUUUCUCGGGACAUGGCCGGGUACAUGCCAGCUCGAGCAGAUUUCAUUGAGGAAUUUGACAAUUAUGCAGAAUGGGACUUGAGAGACAUUGAUUUUGUUGAAGAUGACUCGGACAUUUUACAUGCUCUGAAGAUGGCUGUGGUAGACAUCUAUCAUUCCAGGUUAAAGGAGAGACAAAGACGAAAAAAAAUUAUAAGAGACCAUGGAUUAAUCAACCUUAGAAAGUUUCAAUUAAUGGAACGGCGGUAUCCCAAGGAGGUCCAGGACCUGUAUGAAACAAUGAGGCGAUUUGCAAGAAUUGUGGGGCCAGUGGAACAUGACAAAUUCAUUGAAAGCCAUGCAUUGGAAUUUGAACUCCGAAGGGAAAUCAAGAGGCUCCAAGAAUACAGGACAGCAGGCAUUACCAAUUUUUGUAGUGCCAGAACCUACGAUCACCUCAAGAAGACACGGGAGGAAGAGCGCCUUAAACGCACUAUGCUCUCAGAAGUUCUCCAGUAUAUCCAGGACAGUAGUGCUUGCCAGCAGUGGCUCCGCCGGCAAGCUGACAUUGAUUCCGGCCUGAGUCCUUCCAUUCCAAUGGCUUCGAAUUCAGGUAGACGGAGUGCACCACCCUUGAACCUCACUGGCCUCCCUGGCACAGAGAAGCUGAAUGAAAAAGAAAAGGAGCUCUGUCAGAUGGUGAGGUUGGUCCCUGGAGCCUAUUUAGAAUACAAAUCUGCUCUAUUGAACGAAUGUAACAAGCAAGGAGGCUUAAGACUGGCGCAGGCAAGAGCACUCAUCAAGAUAGAUGUGAACAAAACCCGGAAAAUCUAUGAUUUCCUCAUCAGAGAAGGAUACAUCACUAAAGGCUAAGGCUCCAAGGGCUUGGGAUCAGAAGUCAGAAGUUUGGAAUGUGGUGGGUCAAAGGACAGUGUGGGUGGGCAUUCUGGAGAGUUGUUUUUCAGCUGAAUUCUCAUGGUGAAAACAGGGGAAAGGACAAAGGAAACCUUAAGUUGUAUUAAGUCUACUUUCUUCUCCAUCCUGCUUUAAAACACUCCUGUUGUUGGUAUUAUGCUGCAGAGUUGUGUGCUACAUAAGCUAUUAUUAAAUGUGAGUGGGCAUUCAUUCCUAACACCUCUUGUAACUAAAAGAACCAUAGUACCUCACAUCACAGUGCUGGUAGAAAUAGAACUAAACCACAGUCUGUAAUCCCAGGAGUCCAGCUCAGAUCCUUAUAUUGCGAGGUAAGUUUGCUGAUUAUCUGUCUUGCCUUCAAACACUGCAGACAGAUUUAAAAUAAAGAGAAAGGUUUUAGAGCAUAAGAAAGCUCUCGUCGAAGGAUUUUUUAAGCUGACAACUUUUUUUUUUUUUUUUUUUUUUUUUGAGACAGAGUUUGCUCUUGUCCUCCAGGCUGGAGUGUGAUGGCAAGAUCUCAGCUCACUACAACCUCUGCCUCUCAGGUUCAAGUGAUUCUCCUGCCUCAGCCUCCCGAAUAGCUGGGACUACAGGUGUCCACCACCACGCCUGGCUAAUUUUGUAUUUUUAGUAGAGACAGGGUUUUGUCAUGUUGGCCAGGCUGGUCGCAAACUCCUGACCUCAGGUGAUCUGCCCGCCUCAGCCUCCCAAAGUACUAGGAUUACAGGCGUGAGCCAUCGCGCCCGGCCUAAGCUGACAACUUUUAUGAGUAAAGGGGAAGAAAAUAUCCUUAUGAUGGUCUUAUCCCAAACUGCAUCUUUAACUUCGGCCGGGCAAGGUGGCUCACCUGUAAUCCCAGCACUUUGGGAGGCUAAGAUGGGUGGAUCACGAAGUCAGGAGUUCAAGACCAGCCUGACCAACAUGGUGAAACAGUCUCUACUAAAAAUACAAAAAUUAGCUGAGUGUGGUGGCACACGCCUGUAAUCCCAGCUACUCAGGAGGCUGAGGUAGGAGAAUUGCUUGAACACAGGAGGCAGAGGUUGCAGCGAGCUGAGAUCGCGCCACUGUGCUCCAGCCUGGGCAACUAAGUGGGACUCUGUCUCAGAAAAAAAAAAAACAAAAAAAAACCUUUAAUGUCUGGCUUUGUACUUUGCAGUCUGCCUGUCUAAUCUGCAGUAGUCUUUUGAGGAGGUGGCACUGGAUAUAACAUGUCUCUGUUAUUUUUAGAAUUAAUUAAAAUGUUUUGCUAUUUAAUUUGUGGGUGUGUCAAAUAUUCUGGUAACUGAAACACACUUAAGGUGUUGGAUGCCUGCCCCAUCACGCUGCACUGUCUGCUGUCACAUGUGUCCUGAACUCACCCUGUUUUUGCCCUGGGUUUCCCAGGAUACCAAGCCCCUGAGGAUGGAGAUGAUGCAGCAAACCUCAGCUUUGCUUGGAUUGUGACUUGAACCCUGUUUCUCAAUGGUGAAAGGCUAGCCUGCAAUAAAAGCUGCUUUUAAAACAGAAGUAAAGCAGCUUUAUAUACGGGACUCACUAGAUAUGAGGGUAAGUAGCCCCACCACAUGUAAAACUUGGUCCUCAAACGUUUCUGCAGAAUAAGAAGCCAAACUUAUGGUUAUCUUGUUUCUGUUAGAAACAAAGUUGUAUAUAGAAAUAACUUCGUCAGAAUCGACACAAAUCACAUCGAAUAGUUGACUGUUUAAUUCCUUCUACAUUCAAAUAUCUAAUUAAAAUACUGUGUGCUUUGUUGGAAGCAUCUGCUCAAACUUUUGCCUGUUGUAAAUAUGCAUGCAGCUGGGAAGGGAUUCAUCUAAGGGAUAAGAAAUGAAAAAGACACUCUAAGGACCUGAGGGAAUUCAAAUAGAGGACUUCGAUUUUUUAAAAAGAAUGACGUGGAAAUGAUCUGUUUUCCUUGUAAAAUCAUAUCUCGUAGAAAACAUUUUACCACUACCAUCACCCCUAGUUGGUUGUGAAGUGAUUGCCUCUUAUCCCUGAAAGGAAACUCCUGUUCUGAAAAGUUGGGAUGCAUUAGCCAUCAGUGUUAGGUGAUGUCUGUUGUAGUCUGAAGAGUCCUUAACCUUGAUUAAGGAAGGCUUCCUGGGAGAGGUGGGCUUUUGGGGCAAUUAUAUGAUAGAGAAGAGAGAGAAAAAUGGCAGAUGGAAGUGGGAGACAGUUCCACACACAGGGGGUGGAGAAUGAUGUGGAGGCAGCAGUGGGUGUAAGGACAGUGGCGCCAAGAGAUUUAUUUGGCUAGAACACAAGGGGCAGCUGGGUAGUUAGGAGUGGGAGGAUGGUAGGACAGUCUGACAGAAACCUUGGAAACAGUUGAACUCUGAAAAGCUGAUGGGAAAUCAGAUUUCAUGAGGAAAAUGGCAUGGUUGAAAAUAGUAAUAGAAAAAUAAGACUGAAGUUUUAAAUGACUGGAUUUUUGAAAGUAGGAUUAUUAUUUCUUUGGUAUACCGAACUUUGCAAAGAUACGUAGCAUUGCAUCCUUCCUCUUUGCUUCUAGACAGGGUUGGCCAUAAACCAACUACACUGAUAGAGGUCUCUCCAGAUUGUCUCAGAAGAGAGAGAGUUUACCCUGAAACUUAAUGACAUGAAUAAGACCUGUUUACUGAAAUUUUUAUUGCAAUUUAACGUUAAAAGUUUCUGCUGGAGUUUUAUGCAUAUUUUUCUCUCUAAGUGGUGGGAAAUAAAGAAGAAAUCUCUUUCCAUGUAAUGACUCUUCUCUGUGCUCAAAGACCAAGACUGUCUCUUGAGAUACCAAUUAAUACUAAAUAUUCACAGUUUAUCUUUUCCUGGGUCCCAGUUUCUUUCCUUUUAUUGUUAACCGUCUUCACUUCCCCCGCUUUUAAAAAUCUGAACUCAGUUAAGCAACCAGUCAUUGAAAUGACUGGGGGUUAGCUGGAAAAGGGAGAAAACCAAUGGCAUUCAUCAAUAACAACAAAAUCCCAGUUUGUAGGACAUUCUAGCUUUAGGAAAUAUGUAGGUAUGUAACAAGAGAAACAAUCUGCAUUGAAGAAUCAGAGGCCACAUUACACAGCAGUUUGGGAAAACUCACUCAUAAAUAUGUAUGAGUUUUAUUAUUUCUUUGGUAAACCCAGCUUUGCAAAGCUUUAUGCCUAGAAUCCCUCCAAAAAACACUUUUUCACCCAUCUUUAAGCAAACAGUGGUACUGUAUUCUGAACAGCAUUCUGGGGAACUUCACCCAUUCAUUUUUAAGGAUAUCUUUGUGGACACCUUCUAAAUGUACAUUGCAUUAUUCUUGACAACACAGAAGGGUUUUCUGUAUCUUAUAUGCACCUAGCUUUUUGUUUGAAUUUCUAAAAAUUAUAUUUAAAUAAAAGUUUGAUUCAAGAGGUGCUGCUGAUCUGGAAGCUUUGCUUUCCUUUCCAACGUGCUUAGCCAAAUGCAGCUAACCUUUCCCACAUCUGCCAGAAAGGACCAUCUUUGGAACACCAGGACACUGCCAUGUCUGUGGCCUUGCAUAGAAGAGUUGGCCAAGCUAAAAGAUUUCUUUUUAAUCAGACACAGGCUGGGUGCAGUGGCUCAUGCCUGUAAUCCCAGCACUUUUUGUGGCUGAAGUGGGAGAGUCACUUGAAGCCAGGAGUUUGAGACCAGGCUGGACAACACAGCAAGACCCCCAUCUCUACAUUAAAAAAAAAGAAAGAAUGCUGGGUGUGGUGGCUCACGCUUUUUCUCCUAGCUACUUGGAAGGCUAAGGCAGGAGGAUUGCUUGGGCCUGGGUAGUCAAGGCUGCAGUAAGCCAUGAUUGUGCCAUUGUAAUGUAGCCUGAGUGACAGGGCAAGACCCUGUCUCUACCAAAAAAAAAAAAAAAAAAAAAAGACAA